AUGCCUCGCAAUAAUUUCCACCCUCCUCGUCCGUGGUCUUCGCAGGUGCCCGACGACGACAACUUGAGCGACUUUGGCCGCGAUUCCGAUUCGACUAUGCGAGAUCGUCUGGAGCAGGCUCACAAUUCCCCUAGCACGCCCUCUCCGCACUCAUUGUCGCCACAGCCAACGUUGACCCGUCGCAACAUUCCUCCACCCUCUCCUCUGACCUCUUCCCCCGACUUAGACGGUCCCGACCGAAGCCACAUAUUCACACGCCUGCUAUCGCGUCGUUCAACGCAGCCAGAGAGGAUCUCUUCACGUGUGAGAUUCGACGAAGAACAGCUUCCCAUGUUUGCCGCAAUGGGAGGCGGGCCAUCGCCCAUGGCUGGGCUCAAGGAUGAACUGGUCCUCGCUGCUGGCAAAGUGACGCCCGGCGUGGACGAUACGCCGUACAUCCAGUACGCCUUGUCGGCUUUGACUCGGGAUCGCAGCAGUAGCUCCCAGGCACAGCCUCAUUACUCUCCACAAUCCGCUUCGGCGUAUUUUAACCAUCUACGGCGUACCAAGACUGUGGCCGAGGUCCCGUCUCGUCAGUUGCCGGUCACGGUUCCAGAGCCCGCUUAUACGGAAGACGAUGCUCCUCUCCGGCGAAUCUCUCCACGCCCAGACGCCUCAUUGCCAGUUCCCCCUCCAGUGCGGGAGACGCAUGGCUCUCCUGUUGUCUCCAUCCCCAUUGGAGACGCUUGGGACGUCAAGGACCCCUCGAGCGCUCACUGGGUCGCUGUCACCGAGGACAUGCGACAAAGUCUCGACCCCCACGGACGAACCUACCCUCCGCUCACUUAUAAGCCGUCCAUCUUGCGGCCAUUCUCAAUGAUGAUUUUAAUGACCUCGUGCUUGUGCAUGAUGGCAGCGUUGAUUUUUUGUGUACAAUACUCUGCUCACCACCACGGGCUAACGCCGUACCCUGGAAGUAUAUACACGGCGCAAUUUUUUGUUUUUCGAAUCCUUCCCCAGCUCCUUGGCGCCAUCAUUCUCAUCUACGCGCAGAGCAUUGUCAACACCUCUAUGCGCGUGCUACCCUUUGUGUCCCUCGCCGACGAGGACCCGCAGCAACGGUACUUGGCGCUGUUUGCUAAUCUCUACCCCAAGUCGCUGCUCUAUCCUCAGCUUGUCGGCCCUUGGCAAAUCAUGCUGUUUGAUAUUGCGACGUGGCUUGCACUCUUCACCGUGCCGCUGCUCAGCGCAUCAUUCACUUGCAUCUACAAGAGCGAUAGCUGGGUUUGGGCCCCUGUCCCUGUCGUCAUCUGGAUACUUGUCGCACUCUACAGUCUCUUGGUGCUGUCCACGGCAAUUGUCAUGGUGUUUUGGUUUGGAAGGUGGACGGGAUUUGCGUGGGACAUUCGCUCCAUUGGCGAUCUCCUGCCGCUACUCAACCGCAGCAAUGCCACGUCCAGCUUUGACCCACACAACCUGUCUGGCUCGCGAGACGAAUUCCAGACGGAUCUUCGGGAUCGAUGGUUUGACAGGCUAGGCUACUGGAGAUCUGGUGACAUGAUCACCGGUGGCAUAUGGUACUCUAUCGGUGCGGUAGGCGCCAGAGGCAACGACGCCAAAAUGGUUGCGGACCUCCGCCGAGAUGGCGCACCCAAGGUGUCGCUGGACUCGGAGGCAACUGCUGCGCCAGGGAACUGGCGUCGUGUCUACGAGCGCUAUCUCCCUCUGUGCAUUCAGUCUCUGCCGCUCAUCUCGUACACUGUCCUGUGCACCCUUCUUGUGGUUGCUCUGCUGAUUGUGUCCUUUCUGCCGCAAUCCCGAAUCGACUAUGGAUUCCGUCCCCUCUUGGCCGCGCGGCCGGGUAACGAUGCCUUUUCAGCGGCCAACUUUUUAUACGCCUUUCUGCCGUCCGUAGUCGGCAUGCUUUUCUGGAUGCUCUUUCAACCCAUCGACAUGGCCUUUCGACGGCUCCAGCCGUGGGCGGACCUGGGCCAGCUGGACGGCGCGCCGGCGUCAAAGUCGAUUCUGGCCGACUACGCCGCCUGCCUCCCCCUGCAGGCGUCGUGGAGGGCGGCGCGCAACGGCCACUGGCGGGUUGCGCUGCUGUCCAUCAUGGCGCAGGCCUUCGUGGCCAUCCCUGUGCUGGGCGGCGGGCUCUUUAUGGCGUUUGCGCGGGAGGACGGGCAGGUCAGGAUGUACCCCAGCAUGCCAGUGUUUGGCGUGCUGGUGGCAUUCCUCCUCCUCUACGUGGGGUGCCUGUCUCUGGCCGUCCCCCGCCGCGCCCAGUUCGAGCUGCCCCGCCCGGUGACGUCGAUUGCUGCCAUCAUGAGCCUGUGCUCGGCGCGGGAGCUCACACAGGACAGCGCUUUUCGCUCUGUUCGGUCGCGCGAGGAUCUCGAAGGCCGCCUGGGAGUCGGCCGUGAUCCUCGCGAGGAGACGAUGUGGUUCUACGGCGUGGUUGCAGGCCGUGACGAGCACCGCGUUAGUGUGCGGCGCAUGCAGCGCUACACGGAGAAGCCAAGGGUGCGAACUGUGGAAGCCAUGGUGUGA
Messenger RNA from Akanthomyces muscarius, 2529 nucleotides. RefSeq lists its product as uncharacterized. The record is from RefSeq and is a predicted model, not a curated record. Bases 1 to 2529 code for a protein of 842 amino acids. The transcript is spliced from 3 exons. NCBI's taxonomy places the organism in Eukaryota, Fungi, Ascomycota, Sordariomycetes, Hypocreales, Cordycipitaceae.